GCAGUGCGCACAGUGCCCUGGUCGAAUGUUUUUGUUUGUUGUGUUUUUUUAUUUAUUUCGUGUUUAAAAGUGUUUUAAAGUGAGGUUCCAAGUGCAAUGGAGCUGCCGAAGGAGCUAUCCAUUGCGGAGAUCCGCAAUUACAUGUUGGCCAACGAGUGCAAGGUGACCAAUCACGCCUUGGUGAAGCACUUCAAGAAAUUCCUAACUCACCCGCAGUCGCAAAAUGAGGCUCGCAAGCGAUUCAAGACCUAUGUCACACUGCUGUCCACGAUUAAGAACGAGAACAAUCAGAAGUUUCUGAUAUUGCGCAAGAAAUACGUGAACGAAUGCCCCACGGACGAGGUUGUGGAGCGCGCGGUGGCCGCCGCAUCCAGUAUUCCGGAGCCCUCGAGUCCCGGCGGCGCAUCCCUGAACUUUGACUCGCCCAUGCGGCAGCCACCGCCAUAUAAACCCCCUCCCAUGGUCACCUCCCCGCCAGCGGUUUCCAUGGCCAAGGAGCAUCAGGAGAACUACCAGGAGUGCGUGGACGAAUUCACGGCGGCCAUAAAGCGCAUUGAGCCCGCCCGUUUGGAGCGGCAGCCAUCGGUCAAGUCUGAGGAUCUGGAUCAGCAGGAGAAGCGGGAGAAAUCCUCUCGAUCGAAUUCCAUCGAUGUGAUCGAGAACAAGGAGAACAUACCUCGUUUCUCCUUCUCCUCAGAAGCCUCCUCGGCGUCCAGCACUUCCAUCGAAAAGCCGGAGAUGGCUGAUCCCACUGCUGCCUCCGCCGAGGGCGAUGCGGCCGAGAAUCCCAUCAGCGUGAAGGAGGCCACGCGCAAAUUCAACCGGAUGGCGUCCGAAGAAGAGGCUAAAAUCAUAUCGCCGCCAGCCAAGAAGAAGCCAGAGAAGCAAUUAAUCGAGGAGAAGGAUUCACCGGAGGUUACACUGGCGCAUCCCAAGGCAAAGGAGUGGAUCGUCUCGAUGGCGAAGGCUAAUUACCAGGAGCUGGCCAAGAUGGCCAGCGAGUAUCCGGAACUGGUUAAGCUGCAGUGUCCAGCAACGGUGAGUUUUCUGACAACUUUUAUUCCCACCAUUUACAUUGCCAUAAUUCCAUCUACCAAUUUAAUGCAUAUGAAUUCGCAUACAAAACCGUUUUCACGUUAUAAAACAAAACAAUUGACACGUUACUUUUUCGACCAUUAUUUCCGCGAUCGUCAAGGACUUUUCGUUUGGUCGGAAGCAAACCCGUUUUAAUCGAAAUUCAUUAUCUGCAGAAUAUUUUAUUUUAACCACAAGGGUGCGCUCCCAUUGCCACUUGAUAUAGGGGUAAAUUUUGCAAUUAUCUUUUCUUUUUCGCGUAAAUGCAACAUGGUUAUCUGCCAAGUUUUUACACCAAAUAUUCAUACAUUUUAUUUAUGGGCUAACUUAUAUUUUAGUAAAUGCUCUGUGCCUCAAUGUAAAAUGUCCCAGAAUUUAUAAUUAAUAGAUAUUUUAUCAAAG
This is a messenger RNA of Drosophila yakuba, 1476 nucleotides long. RefSeq names its product ankyrin repeat domain-containing protein SOWAHB. The record is from RefSeq and is a predicted model, not a curated record. Lineage: Eukaryota; Metazoa; Arthropoda; Insecta; Diptera; Drosophilidae. The transcript is spliced from 4 exons. Bases 97 to 1230 code for a protein of 377 amino acids.